GACAAUAUCCUUACCCUCGAAAAUAUAUCCAACAAGUCCUCGUCCUCGAAAUUGUUACGAAAAUGUGAGCAACAUUUCUUGUUUAUCUCUUCGAAAUAACUUCAUGUCAUGGCUGCAUGGCUUGUCCGCGACAUUCAUUCAUCGCCCGUGCAUUGGUCCAUGUCAUCACCAUCCCUUCAUGUGAAUCACCUACGUUGCGGGCUUUAUUGGGUUGCAAGAACUCAUGAAGGCCGAUGUACGACGGAGAAUAGUGUAGCUGGACGGGUUACGCUUGUGCUUUGAAUGUCUGUUUCGUAUGGUGUUUCCGCUUCACAAAGGAUCUGUUGACAGCUGUCAUUCGAGUCCUCGUCGUGAACAAGUCUAAUCGCCUUCAUGACUUAGGGAGGGUCCUCUACCACCAGACAACACUGUCCACAGUAUGACCGCCACCCUCGCCUCCCAGCCACUAUCGCUCUCCGGGGGCACUCCGCAGCCCGGAGAUGUAGUCGCUCACCUGCAGCCCCAAGCCACAGUUGUGCAGCCGGAACAGCCUGUGAAACGUCGUCCGGGUCGUCCGAAGGGUAGCGGCAAGAAGGCCAUCGACCUCAGUACGGAGCCCAAGAUCAAGCGUCCCGUUGGGAGGCCUAGGAAGGAUGGUUUGCCUGCGGGCUCGGUGGGGCCGAAGAAGCCGGGCAGACCGAGGAAGAGGGCCCCAGGGAGUUUUGCCACUCCGACGAAUCUGCAGUCACCCGGGCCACCAUAUCCACCCCCAGCAUUCGUUGAUCCAGCGCAAUGGGCCUCGAUAUCGGCACCGAUGGCGUCCCUGAGUGUGCGAGCACCUCCGAGUAUGAACUUCCCCCUUGACCCCAGCCUCGAUCGCGACAACUGGGCCGAGCUCGCGAGACACCGUACGGACGCGUUCUUGCACGCUUUGGUGACCGCGCUCUCCGCCCCCAACCCGGUCUCCGCUGCGGGCUCGAGCGUUGAAGAUGCUUUUCGGGCACACCUGGCGUCGCUGACUCCGAACCCAAAGAAUAACAACAUGCCCAGCAUUCCUGCACUAUACUCCAUCCUGAAGACCUUUUGGCUGCCGUCUUCGCCUGCCUACUUCGCCCUUACGGCAUCCGCGUCGACCCAGCGAAGCACCCCUUCUGAGUAUCGUUUCCUCUACUGGGACCCCCAACCACUUGUCUUCAACGGCAUCGCCUGUCCCAUCUGUGCGACGCCCCUCAUUAACAAGGGCCGUAUCAGUUCUGGGCCGAUCAAGAUUUACGACCUCGGCAAACCAUUCUUUAUCAUAGGCUGCGAGUACGUCUGCCGCUCGCUGGUGUGCCUGCCCGGACAGCAAGGAGAAGGUCGUCGCUUCGCAAGCACAGACACUUCCAUCUUACGCGCUCUUCCUACGAAGCUCAAGGACGAGUUCCCGGCGCGGCUCAUUCAGGGUGCCGGACCGACUCCUGAUAUGGGACCCGGUGCGGACGUCUGGAGCUGGAGGGGCAUGGGGGUCUCUACUGGGCUCUGGGACAUGGUCAGGGUCUCGUUGCGUUCGGGCUUGCAUAAGGAUGUUAUCUUGGGUGUCGUUCACGCGGUGAUACAGGGGCUGCCAGACGAGCCCUGGGCCAUGCAACCAUCACAGCUCGGGAUGGAGGAGAAGCGGGACAAUGCAGAAGAGCCCGAAGCGGCCGAUAUGUCCAACACUAAUGAGGGCCAAGGUCCGUCUAAUGAGGAUGAUGAGCAGGAAGUUGAUAACACACUAAACAAGGGGGGACCUGAAACCGAGGAAUUCCAAGAAGCCUGGGCUACUCAGAAUAAUCAGCCUGAGGCAAGUGGUAGCACCAUGCCUGAGGCUGGGCCAAGCGACCCAAACAUGAAUAAUCAAGUCGCCGUUCCGCCUCCCCCUGCAGACUACAACCCAUACGCGCCUCCGCCCAAUCCCUAUGGUAUUCCAUUUGGCUACCCGCCUUAUGGAUACUAUCCGCCCCCUCCCGGGCACCCGCCUCCUCCUCAACCUCCCAGCACUCUGAAGAGGACGUUCGCUUUGGUCGACAGUGACGGAACUGAACCUACCCCGCGCCGUGUGCGGCACUGUGUCAAGUGCGGCUCGAACGAGUGUAAGGGUAAAGGUGGCCGCACCUUCUGCGUGAACCCUUGCCAGGAUUGCGGGAAGUUGGAUUGCAAGGGUAGGAAUAGCAAGCGCCCAGACCGAACAUGCGCAGAUGCUUGGUCGCCCACCGAAUCGUCGUCGUCGUAAGAUCGCGAUCUGCUGUCAGCGACGUGCAUGUAUGUUUUCCGCACUUAUGGUCGCGAUCACGCCUUCAUACCUGUACUUCUACAAAAUUUGAAUGACAAAUGAGAGCUGC
This is a messenger RNA of Phanerochaete carnosa HHB-10118-sp, 2339 nucleotides long. RefSeq lists its product as uncharacterized. NCBI's taxonomy places the organism in Eukaryota, Fungi, Basidiomycota, Agaricomycetes, Polyporales, Phanerochaetaceae. The coding region runs from base 419 to 2230 and encodes 603 amino acids. The transcript has 3 exons. The record is from RefSeq and is a predicted model, not a curated record.